CCGGGCACGCGCCCGGACUUUCGUCGGUGGGCGCCAAACCCCGCGGUCAGCGACGCGCGGGCUGCGGCUCUCCGCUUUCGGGUUCCGAGUCAGAACCCCGGAGGAUUCGAAAGCCCGGGCGGGGGGCGCGGAAGGGAUUCCGCCUUGAAAACCUCGGGGAGACUGUGGGAACUGAUUCUUUUUUCUGCUUGCUCACCUUUCAAUAUGAAGGAGGAUCAAGUUGUGCUGGAAGAACCAGGAUUCCAAGAUGAAGAGGAAUCUUUGUUUCAAGACAUUGACCUGUUACAAAAACAUGGGAUUAAUGUGGCUGACAUUAAAAAACUGAAGUCAGUAGGAAUCUGCACCAUCAAAGGGAUACAAAUGACAACGAGAAGGGCACUAUGCAAUGUCAAAGGGCUCUCAGAAGCAAAAGUGGACAAGAUUAAAGAGGCGGCCAACAAACUUAUUGAACCAGGAUUCUUGACUGCCUUUGAGUAUAGUGAGAAGAGAAAGAUGGUUUUCCAUAUUACCACUGGGAGCCAGGAAUUUGAUAAGUUGCUAGGAGGUGGAAUUGAAAGCAUGGCAAUCACAGAAGCUUUUGGAGAAUUUCGUACUGGAAAAACCCAGCUCUCUCAUACCCUCUGUGUGACAGCUCAACUUCCAGGAGCAGGUGGCUACUCAGGAGGAAAGAUUAUCUUCAUUGAUACAGAAAACACUUUCCGUCCAGAUCGUCUUCGGGACAUUGCUGACCGCUUCAAUGUAGACCAUGAUGCAGUACUGGACAAUGUACUUUAUGCACGUGCAUAUACUAGUGAACAUCAGAUGGAGCUACUUGAUUAUGUAGCAGCCAAGUUCCACGAAGAGGCUGGCAUCUUCAAGCUAUUGAUCAUUGAUUCCAUAAUGGCCCUUUUCCGAGUGGAUUUCAGCGGUCGUGGGGAGUUGGCUGAACGGCAACAAAAAUUGGCCCAGAUGUUGUCACGACUCCAAAAAAUCUCAGAAGAAUAUAAUGUGGCUGUGUUUGUGACCAAUCAAAUGACUGCUGAUCCAGGAGCAACUAUGACUUUUCAGGCAGACCCCAAAAAACCCAUCGGGGGACACAUUCUGGCUCAUGCUUCAACAACAAGAAUAAGCCUAAGAAAAGGAAGAGGAGAACUGAGAAUUGCCAAGAUUUAUGACAGUGCCCCAGUAUUGAUUAAUUUCUAAAGAAAUGGCUCAGUCUGACUAAGCAACAUAAGCUGCCAAGGAGAGUAUACCAGAAUGCCUGUGAUACGGAAGAAUGGGCUUUAAUGGCAAGCAGACCGGAUGUAAAGAUUGACCUGAACUACGCAUUGCCUCCGGUGAGCAAGUUCAAGUGAAGUUAAGGUUGCUUGAUGAACAUGGAAUCAAAAUAAGGUUUCUUGGGUAUAAAUCUUAAAUUCUUAAUGGGCUCUGAUGGCCCACUGCAUUUAUCCUCAUUCAUUCAUUCACAUGUAUAUUUUAAAUAUGUUAUGGAGUACUUAAGACAAAAAAGUAUAAGAAAUAAUGCAAUGAAUUAUUUGUGAAAUGAAAUAUUACCAAUAUAACUGGAAGACCCCUGAAUAUCCUCUAGGAUCGAAUCUCUUUCCUCCCCCACAGAAUUAUUCACUUUUAUGAAUUUGUUUUCAAAUACUCCCAUAUAUUUCUUUAUUCUUACAUUACAUAUAUGUGCAUCCCUAAGUUACGAAGCAUACUGUCUUGUAUUCCACCAAUACUGAAACACCAGUUAGUUGCCAAGUACAACAGAUACAGUAAUGAUUAAUCAAGACAGUCUCUGAGGCAUGAACUUGCAGGGAAAAUCACCCAAAUCACCCAAAUCACCACAAAGCAAACAGCAAACAGCUACAAAGCAAAAGGCCAGGUAGCUAUGAGAGUAUGCACUGAGGGAACUGCCUUGUCUGGGGUUGACCUGACCAGGUUUGGGGCAGAUACGAAGACCUGCCAGGCAGCCUGGACAUUCACAUUGUCUGGACAAGGCACCCUCUGCCUUGGGUAGCUCUUGGAUGGCUACUUUGCCAACCUUCCCUCCACCCACUUCCUCAAAUACUUUCACUCCUUGUUGGCAGAGAGCAAAAAAACCUGUCCUGAACACUACAGUCCCAAUUCAAUUCACAAGUACUGCCCAGGGAGUCAACUCCCUCAUUUCCCAAUCUAAGAACUGGUCUUUGCAGCAAUUCCAAUAGGUAGAGGAGGUAAAGCCAUGUGAAUCUACUCGCCCUGACUUCUCUACUCUGAGCAGGAGUCCGUUAGGGGAAACAACAGGGCUGCAGUACCCCCAUAAAUUCUCAAACAUAUAUGCCUAGGAUUAUAUAUGUAUUUAAAAGCAAAAGUCUUCCCUUUUGAUUCGAUCUGAACCACCCCCAGAUCAGGUAGGUAUAUGUGUGAAGGGGUGUGUGUGUGUGUGUGUGUGUGUGUGUGUGUGUGUUUAGGCUUGAUGUCCUUGUUUGACACAGUCCUUCCCUAAGAGAUAACCCUGAUGCUAGUUGGUUUUCCUCCAAGUGUGUGCAAACUGCAUUUUGUCCCUGUGAUCAAAAUUAUUUAAACACCAGAGAUUUCCUUCUCAUUAUAUAAUGCCUUAGAGACACCAGUUGGUGUUUAACUGACCCAUCGAUGUUUUCACUCUUUGUCCUUAUGUUCUGAUUUUUGGUGCCAGCCUGUUUUUCUUCACAUUAUUGUCUAUGUAAUUCCAAAGUACGAUUGUAUUUCUAA
This is a messenger RNA of Prionailurus viverrinus (fishing cat), 2703 nucleotides long. RefSeq names its product DNA meiotic recombinase 1 (gene DMC1). Gene Ontology annotation, cellular component: condensed nuclear chromosome; nucleus. Bases 205 to 1182 code for a protein of 325 amino acids. Gene Ontology annotation, biological process: mitotic recombination; DNA repair; DNA recombinase assembly. Lineage: Eukaryota; Metazoa; Chordata; Mammalia; Carnivora; Felidae. The transcript has 14 exons. The record is from RefSeq and is a predicted model, not a curated record. Gene Ontology annotation, molecular function: ATP binding; DNA strand exchange activity; ATP hydrolysis activity.